Messenger RNA from Juglans regia (Persian walnut), 3684 nucleotides. RefSeq lists its product as uncharacterized. The record is from RefSeq and is a predicted model, not a curated record. Bases 1 to 3684 code for a protein of 1227 amino acids. The transcript has 3 exons. Lineage: Eukaryota; Viridiplantae; Streptophyta; Magnoliopsida; Fagales; Juglandaceae. Gene Ontology annotation, molecular function: RNA-DNA hybrid ribonuclease activity; nucleic acid binding.
AUGAGUUGUCUAAGUUGGAACUGCCGAGGGCUUGGGAACCCUCGGACAGUUAGAGAACUUCACUGUUUGGUGAAGACUAAGGUCCCAAAUUUUGUUUUCCUGAUGGAAACAAAAUGUAAAAGAUCCAAGGUUGAGAAAAUCAAGAGGUUACUGAAUAUGGAAUACAGUUUUGUGGUGGAUUGUAAAGGUUUAAGUGGUGGUCUGGCUUUCUUAUGGAAGGAGGAUGUGGAUGCAGUUCUGGUGUCUUACUCUAGGCAACAUAUUUCCUUGGAAGUAAAGGAUUUAAUAAAAGGAAAGACAUGGUUCUUAACUGGCUUUUAUGGAAAUCCUAUUACUGCUAACAGGAAAGGUAGUUGGCAUUUGCUUAGGAAGUUGAAACCAGAAAAUGGUGUGGGUUGGCUUUGUGUUGGGGAUUUUAAUGAAAUUCUCAGCACUAAUGAAAAAGUUGGAGGGCCUCUUAGACCCUAUGGUCAGAUGGAAUGCUUUCGUGAGGCACUGGAGGAUUGUGAUCUUAGUGAUAUGGGGUAUGUGGGGAACAAGUUUACAUGGUCUAACAAUCGUGGUGGGACUGAAUUCACUAAAGAAAGGCUAGACAGAGCCUUCUGCAACCCUCAAUGGGCUAUCAUUGUCCUAUUUUCAUCACCAAUAGAAAUCAUCAACAAGGUGCAGGAAGACAUACCAAAAUUUUCAGAUAUGAGGAGGAAAGUCAAUAAGAUCUGCAAGCUUAUUGAUGACAGAGAUCAGGAAGUUACCAAUGCAUCUGCAAUCUGCCAGCAGUUUCAAGCUUUUUUCCAGGAGCUUUUCACCACUGCUAACCCUCAGAACAUUGAUGGGUGUUUGGCAGCCACCAUCCCCACGGUCACAAAUGAAAUGAACCAAGCUUUGUUGAGGCCCUACUGUGCUCUGGAGGUUAAAGAAGCUUUGUUUCAAAUGGAUGGCUUGAGCUCACCUGGACCUGAUGGCUUUCCAGCAGCCUUUUAUCAACAAAACUGGGAUGUGGUGGGGAGCCAGGUCAGUGAAUCAGUUUUAUAUGUGCUUAAUUCGAAAGGCAACUUGGAUGAUAUUAAUAAUACCUUCAUUACUUUAAUUCCAAAGAAGAAAAACUGUACAAAAGUUUCUGAUUUUAGGCCAAUUUCUCUUUGUAAUGUUUUAUAUAAGAUAAUCUCCAAAACCAUAGCAAACAUGCUUAAGAAAAUCCUGCCUAGUAUCAUUUCUCAGAACCAAUCAGCUUUCAUUCCUGGUAGACUUCUCUCUGAUAAUGUAAUAGUUGCUUUUGAGACUUUGCAUUCUAUGCAUUGUAAAAUGGCAAGUAGGGAAGGGUAUAUGGCAAUGAAACUUGACAUGAGCAAAGCAUAUGAUAGGGUUGAGUGGUCUUUUCUAAGAGCUGCUUUAUGUAAAAUGGGGUUUGAUUUUGCUUGGGUAGAGUUGGUGAUGAGAUGUGUGGAAUCAGUGUCCUACUCCAUUUUAGUUAAUGGUAUCCCCCAAAGUGUUUUUAGUCCUUCAAGGGGCAUUAGACGAGGUGAUCCUUUAUCACCUUAUCUCUUCAUAAUGUGUGCUGAAGCUUUGGGUUCUAUGAUCAGCAAAGGAGUCGAAGAGGGAGUCAUCUCUGGAGUGCCUUUUGCAAGGGGCAGAAUAAGAAUUUCCCACCUGUUUUUUGCUGAUGACAGUUUGUUAUUUUGCAAAGCAAAUGCUAUGGAAUGGGGUAAGCUGCACAAUAUUCUGAAGAUUUAUGAGGAUGCCUCAGGUCAAAGGUUGAAUCUUGAAAAAACUUCAAUACAAUUCAGUAGAAACACUGCUAAGGCAACUCAAGAUUUCAUCCUUAGCAUUGCAGGUGUGAGGUCCUCUAUGGCUUAUGAGAAGUAUCUUGGUCUGCCAACUAUUGUUGGCAAAGCAAGAGAGAAAUCUUUUAGAGAUAUUCUGGAUCGAGUCAGAAUGAGGGUAAGCAACCAAAGGGUUAAAUUCUUGUCUCAAGCAGGAAAGGAUAUUUUCAUCAAGGCUAUUGUGCAAGCUCUCCCAACUUAUAGCAUGUCUGUUUUUAUGCUACCUGCAAAACUUCUUCGAAAUUUAAACAGCAUUAUGCACAACUUUUGGUGGGGACAGCAUGAGGCAAUAAGAAAGAUCCAUUGGGUGGCUUGGAGCAAGAUGGGAAGAUCUAAGGCUGAUGGAGGUUUGGGUUUUCGAGACUUGGAAGGCUUUAACCUUGCACUACUAGCAAAACAAGGCUGGAGAGUGAUUCAUACUCCUUUCUCUCUAGUUUCUCAGGUUCUAAAAGCCAAGUACUUCCAAGAGACUUCCUUUAUGAAUGCAAAGUUGGGUCAAAAACCAUCAUAUAUAUGGAGGAGUAUGCUGAAAGCAAGAAACCUGAUUGAUGCAGGCUCUUAUUGGAGAAUUGGCUCUGGUGAUAAGGUUAGAAUUUGGGGAGACAAAUGGUUACCUAAGACCUUUCCAUCUGCAGUUAAAAGCCCUAUAUCCCAUCUUGAUGGCAAUGCUAAAGUUCAAGAGCUGUUGAAGCCAGGGGAAAAGGAAUGGAAUAUGGAGUUAGUGGAGCACCUUUUUUGCAAAGAAGAGGCAGAUAUCAUUGUUCAAAUUCCAUUAAGCACUUCCAAUAGGCCUGACCAACUGAUAUGGAAAGGAACCUCUACAGGUUUCUUCACAGUAAAAAGCGCAUACCAUCUGCACCAGGAGUUGAUCCAAGAUACUAAAGGGCAACCAUCGAGCAGUCAUAAUUCAAAGGAGGUCUGGAAAACUCUUUGGCAGCUACAAGUUACACCAGGAGAGAAAGUUUUUCUAUGGAGAGCUUGUCAUAAUGCACUUCCAACUCAAUCAAAUCUUUUUAAAAGGAAGAUUGUAGCAAAUCCAAAGUGUCCAAUUUGCGAGCUAGAGGAAGAGACAGUUGCACAUGCUUUAUGGGAGUGUGAGUCAGCAAGAGAUGUUUGGAGCCAAUGUACUAAGAGCAUUCAGAAAAGGCAUUUCUCUCAUAUGGAUUUUUUGGAGAUUUUCGAGGCUAUGGCAGAAGGAAUGACUUUUGAGUGCAUGCAGGAAUUUGUUAUGGUUGCUAAGCAGGUUUGGUGGAGGAGAAAUGAUUUUAUUUUUAAUCAAAGAUUUAGACACCCUAAUCAAGUUACCAUGGUUGCAAAUGAAAACAUUAGAAUGAUGAAGGACUUGGAAAUGCAGAAAAAUGAGUCAUCAACUUCUAUUAACAGCAAUUCAGUUAUUUGGCAACCACCUCCUUUUCUUUUUUACAAGUUUAAUUGGGAUGCAGCUGUGGACAAAAUCCGAGCUAAAGUUGGUAUUGGCAUAGUAGUUAGAGAUUGUGAAGGAAGAAUAAUAGCAAUUAUGAGAAGAAAACAAAGCCUCCUUCCCCUCCCUGCUCUGGCUGAAGCUUUUGGGGCUCUCAUAGCAGUGAAUUUUGCACUGGAUCUCGGUUUAACAAAGACUAUCUUCGAAGGAGAUUCUCUUCAAACAGUCCAAGCUUUGAAGCAAGAGGAAGAUCAAUUGUCCAGCUUUGGCAUGUACGUCUCUGAAGCUAAGAUGAAACUUAGUAAUUUCGAAUCUUGGAAUGUUACUCAUAUCAAAAGAAGUGGAAAUGUGAUGGCUCAUGUUUUGGCACAAGAUGCUUUAGUCAUUUCUGAUGUAAUUGUUACUAUGGAGGAUAUUCCUCUAUGUAUUUCAGAUCUGAUUUAA